Molecule: messenger RNA, 2040 nt
Organism: Phaeodactylum tricornutum CCAP 1055/1
Lineage: Eukaryota; Bacillariophyta; Bacillariophyceae; Surirellales; Neidiaceae
Exons: 2
Coding region: 33-1859 (608 amino acids)
Source: RefSeq, a predicted model, not a curated record
CAGUCAAGCAACGCACCCUUGUUCUCCAUACCAUGACCGUAGCUACUCAAGAAGUAUCCAACGCCCCACUGCAUCGCGUAUGGAAAACAGCGGUGACGCUGACUAUCGGUGCCGCAGUAUUACUCCUAGGUUGCGCCGCUUCGUCCCUUAGUCCAACGGGAAAAGGAGGCGUUGUGGGCGCUUCGUACGAUCAUCUCAUCUCCGCGAGUACCGUGACUACUUACAGCGAUCCUCCUCUCUCUCGUUACCUUCAAGACACUGACUUGGUAUGCCAGGUCACCGUCUUUGAAAUCGUCAACGACGCCCUGAACGGUGUUACCGAUUCCGCGGACUUUUAUGAAUGCCAGGUAGUCCUCGGAACAACCUUGGACAGCGUGCGUUUUACGCUGGAACUCCCCGAAUCCCUCGCAGCGGAACAGAAGGCAUUGGUACUCGACGACUCUCAAGAUGUCUUUUACGUCAAGAUCCCCAACGGUAGUGUGGACCUCACCCAGGCUUCCAUUGUGGUUCCUGACGCCAACGCAAUCUCCCUAAUCUCUCCUCCGCACGGUCUUGCUCCCCCGGGACGCCGUCUUGCUGCUCCUACCGGUACCAUCUCCGCAGUAGUUAUUCGAAUCACCGAUAACAGUCGUUCCAGUCCCUCAUUUUCCGCCUCGGAACUCUACCAGAGCCACUUUGGCAACCAAGUGUCUCUCAAAUGGCAGUACCACAAGUGCUCCGCGGGCAAGCUCCGAAUUGAACCUGCUCCCGUUGCGAUUCUGGAUGUCACCGUUAACCGUCGCGCUGCUUCUUCAAACUCCCAACAGAUGGUGCAAGCUGCCGAACAAGAAGCUCUGAAUGUACUGCGUACUCGUCACGGAAGAAGCCAUUCGUCAUUGCGAGACUACGCCGGUAUCACUAUCUUUGUGACACCUCCUAUGGGUAACUGGUUGGCGUACGCUUCGAUUGGAGGCGGCCUCUCGGUCUACAACGAUAAAUGGGGAGGUUACAUUGCUUCUAUUAUGCACGAAGUCGGACACAACUUCAAGCUUUUGCACGCCAACGAACGUGGCGAAUACCAAGAUCACACCGGGUACAUGUCCGGAGCGGUUCUCGGAUACCACGAUGCUCAACACUUUCCCGAAAUGUGCUUCAAUGGAGCCAACCAUUGGGCUCUCGGUUGGUACUCCGACAAGACCCAAUCAGUCAGUCUCAACAACUUGCAACAACCGACUCUGCUUUCCAUUGCGCCCUUUGUGGACUAUCAACGUGUCCCUGGUGGCUACCCAGUCGUUGUCCAGAUCCCCGAGAUGAACUACUACCUCCAAUACAAUCGCGCUAAGUCCUUCAAUGCCGAUACGUAUGAAUACGCUGAUCACGUUACCAUCACUCUGCAGCAAAACUCUGCUACGGAACUCGUGGAAGCCAUUAGUCCAUCUGAUACCCCCAAGUUUGAGGCCAACUACGGAUCACAGAAGGUAACCAUCCAAAUCUGUUCCGCGGUGGCUGGAAGCGGAAAUACCCCCGAGCAUAUGCUUGUCUCCGUUGGCCUGAAUGGCGCCUCGGCCUGUAAUUCUGGUGGUGGCGGCGGUGGUGGUGUUGGUGCACCCGACAUCUUUACACCAAACCAAGACAAUGAGGUUUGUGGACUGCAGAGCGGAGCCAAGUGUACUUCCGACGGGCAAUGCUGUUCCAAACGGUGUCGCACUUCCUGGGAUCCUGCUUACAACAUUUGCAGCCACGACACCACCAACCCAUUUGCGAUAGACCGACAAGAUGUACUGGACGCCCUGAAUCUCGGCGGCUCGGACCGUUCUCGAACUCGAGGCGGCAACGUACGGAGCUUGCGUUUGCAAAAUGUGGAAUCUACUUCGAACUAGGUCACUACCGACAGUUCCUAGAUUGCGCACGGAAUACUACCUGCAAUCUAUGAUGUUACAUAUCCUUUCUAUCAUUCGUUCCAACUUCUCUCUACCGUUCAAAACCAAUUUCAUGGUUCUGAACUAAUGUUGUCGAAGUGUGUAAAUGAUCAUCAUAGCUAAUGUAAGAACCACGAUUUGU